Molecule: messenger RNA, 342 nt
Organism: Rotaria socialis
Lineage: Eukaryota; Metazoa; Rotifera; Eurotatoria; Philodinida; Philodinidae
Source: the annotation of a GenBank genome assembly
AUGUCAGGCUCAAAACCUACAGCUGCAUGGUACAAUGAAAUCUCCUUAUACAAUUAUAAGUCGCCAGGUUUUUCUGCUGCAACUGGCCAUUUUACCCAAGUUGUAUGGGCUGGUUCCACGCAGUUGGGCAUCGGAAUUGCAUUCACCAGUAACAAUUUGGCCGCUUAUGUUGUAGCCAACUAUUUUCCUCCAGGAAAUUAUUUGGGGCAAUUCCCAGCCAACGUACUUCCACGAUGCGCUACAUCGAUUAAUAAUUCAGCUGUCGGCAUGACUGAACAGUACCCUAAUUUAUCUGCUAGUUUUGUCGAAUUUAGCUUAGUUCUUUGUUUAUUUUUAUACUAA